Messenger RNA from Acipenser ruthenus (sterlet), 916 nucleotides. Its product is annotated as claudin-23-like. The coding region runs from base 149 to 748 and encodes 199 amino acids. The record is from RefSeq and is a predicted model, not a curated record. The transcript has a single exon. Gene Ontology annotation, cellular component: plasma membrane; bicellular tight junction. Gene Ontology annotation, molecular function: structural molecule activity. Lineage: Eukaryota; Metazoa; Chordata; Actinopteri; Acipenseriformes; Acipenseridae. Gene Ontology annotation, biological process: bicellular tight junction assembly; cell adhesion.
GUCGUCUUAGCAUUCUUAAUUUAAUAUCUUGAAUAACCACUGGCAGUCAAAGAGGUUUAUAUUCAUCUAAUUGAUUUGGUUCCAACACUGGACUUUCAAGUUCUUCUGGCACCAGUGACAAAAGAACCCCCCAGCCCCGAGGACAACCAUGGUGACCUGUUCCAUGAUAAUUGGGCUCAUCUUUACCCCGGUUGGGUGGGUCCUGCUUCUGGCUGCCACGGUAACCCCACAGUGGAGAGAAUUUCCCCAGAGACCCGGCUACUCCCUGGACCUCUUCUUCUACGACGGUCUGUGGGAGACCUGCAGGGAAGUGACAACCCUCAACACCCCUGAGUGCAAACCUCUCCCGGAGGAGAUAGCAGUGUCGUGGUGGAUUCAGCUCCAGAGGGCUACCGCAAUCAUCUCUGUGGUCAUGGGAGCCCUGAGUUACCUUGCAGCCCACCUGGGGGUUCGCUGGUGGGGUGAUGCCCCUAAUCAUAACCUCAUUGGCACUGCGGGGGUAUUGAUAUCCUUCUGGGGAGUGAUCUACGUCUGCAUAGUGUCCUGCAGGGCUUACCAAAUCCUGGCAGCAGUCAGAGACUCAAGCGUUGACGUCCAGGACAAGUUUAGAGUAGGAACGUGCCUGUAUCUUGGCUGGUUAGGGGGGUCCAUACAAGUAGCGUCAGGGGUCGUACUCAUGUGUAAUUUCAGCUGCCAGGGGAAGUGUUUCAUCAGACAAGACACCGGGCCCUAUGAAGCUGAUUACUAGAAGAGACGGUGAAGAAGUCAUCGCUGUCUGAUUGAGUACGUCUGCCUUGAUUUGAAUGUAAUCUUCCGCUUCCUGGGUCACAUCACAAGCCUCUCUGUUGACUUUAUCAAUGCGAAUAAAAAUCCAAUCAAUUGGCGAAGCUUUUAAUAGGGCGGGGUGAGGUAGUUA